UCAGGCUUACUUGUGGCAGUCAGAUAAAGGUGGAGCUGUGAAAGCCAACCGAAGAACGAUCGAGUAUGAGUGCCGGAGUGAGAGUUGGCGUGUGCUCUUAUCCAUCGCUUGCGUUACCUUCGAAGGAUGUUUCUCUCCCUUCCUCAUCUCUCUACUUUGGUCGGAAAAUUCACCGAUCAAGCUUCGAUACUGACCUGAAGCUGCGUUGUAAUUCAAACGGAACACGCAGAACCAAGCCAGUGUUAGCUGUUGUAAGUUCAAGUCGUGUUCCGGAGCUUGAUUCCUCUUCCGAACCACCUCAAGUGUUCGAUGGCUCGACAAGGUUAUACAUAUCUUACUCUUGCCCGUUUGCGCAACGUGCGUGGCUUGCUCGGAACUACAAGAAUCUGCGAGACAAGAUAGAACUUGUACCAAUUGAUCUCAAGAACAGGCCUGCUUGGUACAAGGAGAAAGUGUACCCGGCUAACAAGGUGCCUGCAUUAGAGCAUAAUAACCGAGUGAUAGGAGAGAGCCUUGACCUGAUUAAGUACAUCGACACCAAUUUCGAAGGGCCUUCACUUGCACCCAAUAGUGUAGAGAAGGAAGCAUUCGCUGAUGAGUUAAUCUCUUACACCGACUCCUUCUCCAAGGCCGUAAGAGCCACAUUAUCAGGUGAAGACAGUGAUGCAGCAGAUGGUGCAUUUGAUUACAUUGAGAAGGCUCUUUCCAAAUUCAAAGAAGGGCCUUUCUUCCUUGACCUAUUUAGUUUGGUUGAUGUUGCAUAUGUUCCUUUCAUAGAGAGAUUCCAUCUUAUCUUUAAGGAUGUAAUGAAUGUGGACAUCACAGCUGGUCGGCCUAACCUAGCCCUUUGGAUUGAGGAGAUGAAUAGGAUUGAAGCUUACACAGAGACCCGUCAAGAUCCACAAGAACUUGUUGAAAGAUACAAGAAACGAGCCCAAGCAGAAGCACGUCCCUAAGCAGAUGAAAUAUUGUAACCAAAGAUUUGUUUUAUAUAUCAUUUAUAUUGUAUCGAGGGACACGGGCAACAACUGUUUUUCAUAACCUGAGAGUUCAUGAGACCAAACAAGCCGACAAACUAGAAUGAAACUGCACCUGCUUGCUUU
Messenger RNA from Brassica rapa (field mustard), 1103 nucleotides. RefSeq names its product glutathione S-transferase L2, chloroplastic. Gene Ontology annotation, biological process: protein glutathionylation. NCBI's taxonomy places the organism in Eukaryota, Viridiplantae, Streptophyta, Magnoliopsida, Brassicales, Brassicaceae. Gene Ontology annotation, molecular function: glutathione transferase activity. The record is from RefSeq and is a predicted model, not a curated record.